AAAAGCUAAAUAAUAAACUGAAUCAACGAAAGUAAAACGUAUAUUUAUUUACAAUGUCGUUUAUUGAGUUUGAAAGUGGUUGGGAAAAGGAAAAGGCGCGUCAGGAACUUCGUGAAGUCCGGGCAGAACUUUUGAAACGGGCUGAAGAGAAUGCAAAACGCCGGGAUGAAAAAGAGCUUCAGAAAAAAUUUCGCGGUGAAGAUCAAUGGAUAUUGCCGUCGGUAUCAAAAAAAAUAGACGAACAAUCAACUGAAACUUCUAGUAGUAGAAAGAAGGAGAAGAAGUCAAAAAAAUCGAAAAAGGCAAAAAAAUCAUCGAAGAAAAACAAAAAGGAGAAAAAGAAAAGUAAGAAACGCAAAUAUUCAUCGUCAGGUGAAUCUGAUAAUAGUUCGGAAGAAGAAGGACGAAUUUCAAAACGAAAACAGAAACGAAAGCAUUUUAGCGAUGCCAGUUCAUCAAGUUCAUCGGAUAGUGAGAGUGAUGAAGAAUCAUGGGUCGAAAAAGACAAGCAUGAUGAAAAUCACAGUCAACACGCAGAAGAGAAAAAAGUGGCAGCUCCAUUGCAACGUGACGAUUGGCUCAGUGGAUUUUCUUCCAUUCCAACAUUUUCAAAAAGUAAAGAAGAACGUAAAAAAGACGAGCGAAAAGGUAUUGAUGCUUACGAACCCGGAAAAUGUGCACGCGAACUAAAUCCAUAUUGGAAAGAUGGCGGUGAUGGUUUACCUAAAGCAUUUGCAAAACCAAAAUAUGAAUCCGAUGAUGACGAACAAGACCAGAGACGUGUAUAUCAAUCGAAGCCGAACCACAGAGAACGACAAUCAAAUUGGAAGAAGAAAACCGAACCAUCGACAUCGACAACAACACAAGAUCGUGCACCAAGAAGAGAGCCACAAAGACGAAGUUCAUCCAGUUCAUCAUCGUCAGAUGCAAGCAGAUCACCUUCACCGGCACCGGCAAGUGAACCAAGCAAACCACAGGCUUCACGACAAGACUUUUUAACCGACCAACAAAUGAAUGAAUUGGGGGCAAAACUAGUUAAAGCAGAGAUUAUGGGCAACGAUGAAUUGGCAAAUGAGCUCAAAGAAAAGCUUGAUAGAGCGCGAAAGUAUCGAACAGAGCAUAAAAGUGAAGUUAUGGCCAAGUCAUUUGAGCGUCGUGCUGGUGGUGCUCAAAAGAAACAAGACAAAGAAGACUCCGUGGUAUUAUCGACAACAAAUAGCAAGGGAAUGAGUCGACCAGUUGCGAAAUUCCGAGACGAUAGUGAUUUGUGGGGCGGUAGAGCCGGUCGUAAAGUAAAGAAACAAAAAGUUGAAACACAUGCAGACGGUGAACGGGUUAGAUACUUUGCCGACGAUGACAGAUAUGACAUCAAACAAAUGUUUGAGUCCGAGAAAUUCACAUCGGCUGCCGAUCAAGAUAUGCAAUUUGCAAAUAUUGCCGGUAAACAUAAAAACCCUAAUGACGACUUGGAGGACAUUUUUGCAGAUAAAGUGCGUAAAAAUAUUAGUGAGCACGAUGUGGAUAAAAAGGAACGUGAUCGUGCCAUUCGGGAGCAUCAAGAGAUGGAGCGUACGCUGAAUGCUUGUGACAAAUGUUUCGAUUCAGCAAAAUUGGAAAAACAAUUGAUUGUCUCGCUAGGGAAAAAUGUUUAUUUAUCAUUACCAUGGCAUGAAGGUUUGACAUCAGGCCACUGUCUGAUAGCACCAUUGGCACAUGUUGCGUGCUCAACACAGCUGGAAGAUGAUGUGUGGCAAGAAAUAAGAGAGCUAAUGACUGCAUUGAAUCGAAUGUUUAGCUCACGUAAACAAGAUGUGAUAUUCUUUGAAACUGUACGAUAUCUACAUCGACGGCCACACAUGGUCAUUCAUUGUGUGCCGAGCAAUGAAUUCGAAAUGGCGCCGUUCUAUUUUAAGAAAGCGAUACAGGAGUCGGAAGCUGAAUGGUCGACAAAUAAACAAUUGGUCAGCCUAAAAGAUCGCGAUGUUCGAAGAGCCAUACCCAAAGGAUUACCGUAUUUCUGGGUGAAUUUUGGUAUGGACAGCGGUUUUGCACACGUCAUUGAAGAUCAAGAACAAUUUCCAAACAAUUUUGCACAGGAAAUCAUUGGCGGUUUAUUGAAUCUCGACGCUAGAUUAUGGAGACGACCGCGCAAAAUUCACAAUCCAAUACCAAAGGUCAAACAAUUUGCUGAUUGGUGGAAAUUAUUUGAUCCAACACGAUAAAAACCGAUUUAUUUUUUUUAUUAAAAGAAAAAGAGUUCCGUAUUUGUAC
Messenger RNA from Contarinia nasturtii (swede midge), 2271 nucleotides. RefSeq names its product CWF19-like protein 2 homolog. Lineage: Eukaryota; Metazoa; Arthropoda; Insecta; Diptera; Cecidomyiidae. Bases 54 to 2222 code for a protein of 722 amino acids. The record is from RefSeq and is a predicted model, not a curated record. Gene Ontology annotation, cellular component: post-mRNA release spliceosomal complex. The transcript has 4 exons. Gene Ontology annotation, biological process: mRNA splicing, via spliceosome.